Durusdinium trenchii is the source of this 2552-nucleotide messenger RNA. The record is from the annotation of a GenBank genome assembly. NCBI's taxonomy places the organism in Eukaryota, Dinophyceae, Suessiales, Symbiodiniaceae.
GGCACCCCACACGGACGCUUUCGGGCGCCAUGGGCGCGGGCGGAAGCCAUAGCUCGACGGGACCCACGCUGCUGGCGUCGGUGAAGGCGGUGCAUGAUCCAAAGGAUACUUCGUGGCAUCCUCCCAUCACCUACGCGCUGUGUGUCGCUGGGGGUGGAGCGCGAGCCUUCUCCUACAGCUUGGGUGUCUUUCGUGCCUUGAGCGAUCUCAAUUUGCUGGACAAGAUCGAUGGCAUUGCGAGCGUCUCUGGGGGGACCUGGCUCUCCUGCAUCUAUGUCUUCGCGAAAACCUUCAAGGUGCCCCUGAAAAAGAGUCACGGCGUGAUCCGUGAGAUGUGAAAACUGACCGUGUGGGAAUGCGUCUUUUUUGUUGGGAGGGGAGGGAGUUGAAUGUGUUUUGUUUUGGUGUCUUAUUUGUUCGAAAGCACCUGCGAAGGGUUCUCCUUCAAGAACGGCUACCAACUUCCACUGUCUAGUCCAAGUAUCAUCCUUCAUCAUCAUAGACAUCACAUUCAGGAUCAUAUUUGUCCCCGGUGGGCGAGGAGGUGUCGAACUUGUGCCAGCUGGUCAUUAGGCUUUGGGCUGGGUGAAAAAGACCUGAAGGGGCCAAUUGGAAUGAGAAGUGACCAAGGAAAACAUGGGUCUCUUGAGGCGUGGGACUUCUUCAAGUCCACUAGUCACUAGUCCCUAUGGUCACUAUAGUCACUACAACCCUUGCUGCAGCCGAAAUGCCAACCCCUCACCGUUUGGAGCCCGGUGGCGAACGCGUGCGCCGCGUCUGAAGGUGGCGAGGCGACGAUCUCUCAUCCACCCGUCUCGGUGACCUGUCUCGCUGGGGGAACCCCCGCGCCGCGGGCGAUGUGCGAGAGCGCAUGGGUCCUUCCUCCGAUUGGCGCCCAACGCAUGCUACCCAGGUGUAAAUAGAGAAGAAGGUGGCGCAGCGCUGGCCAACGCCUCUUCCAAAUCUGCCGGCACCCGCUCAGUUUCGAUCCCUGGCACCUCAUCCCGUCCGCUGCGUGCGCCACGUGAGCAGCCCGCAGGGCUCCCCCGUGAGCAGCGCGCAGCUGCUGGGGGCCACGGCGCCGCCCACGCGCGCGGAGGAGCUGUCGAUGUCCAAGUUGCAGGAGCUGCAGCCGGCCAUCGCCUCGGGUUUGGCGGAGGGCGACUCCGACAAGAUCUUGGCGGAGUUGGCUGUCCAGUACGUCGGACGCGAGUGGGAGGUCUGGCCCCAGGUGAUGUCACGUUGGCUCCUGCGCCACUUCGACGAGCUGGGCAGCUUGGACCGUUGCCUGGCGCAGGACGAGGCGCACGUCGCGCGCAUCACGGCGCGGAAUCCCUCCUUGGAGCCGAAGAGCUUCCUCACGCCGCGGCCCGACCGGCGGCAGGCGCUGGUGAUGUGUGGCGCGGCGCUGGCGCCGGUGGAUCGCCUGGCGACCAAGGCGAACGCCGUGGUCUUUCAGAUGUCGGCAGACUAUGUGGGCAGCCCCUUCUAUCCGAAGAAUACGCAGGUGGACUACCAGAAGGCACCUCUAUGCCCCUGUGAUGCCUGCUGCUACCAGUCCUGCAAGACCAUGCGGACAGUGGGAGGAGGCUUUGUGGAGUCCUUCGCCUUCGGGGGCACGGCGCCCACCAAAGGCUCUGAGCAAAAGGGCGGCACAGACGUCGCCGUGGGCGCGCCGGCGCGGCCCUUCUCGCUGCCCUGCGCUGCGGGGAUCAGUAGUUGGGGCCCCGGCGGUGCCUUGAACGAGUCGGAGCUGGUGGCGGACAUCGCCAAUAUCCGUCAACUCUACUGGCCGGUCACCUCUCCGCAGCUUCCGAUGCCACAGGCAGCAGUGGAGUACGAGCUGGCCGAUGGCGGCUGUGUGGACACCAGCGGGCUGCUGUCGCAGCUGCAGCGGAAGGCGACCAGACUGGUGUCCAUUGUGCCCAGCGACGCGCCGCUGGAUGCCGCAGCUGUGAACGGGCCGACGGUGACGGUGGAGAGCUUUAAGCCGGACGUGGCCGGGGUCUACGACGCGCUCUAUGUGCUCUUUGGGUAUGAGAAGCCCGGCACGGGUCGCCUGCGGCAGAACGAUCAGGUCUUUGAUCGAGCGCUCUUGUUGCCCAUCGUAAGGGAGCUGAAGGUGCUGGUGGAUGCUGGAAAGCCCGCGGUGCUGAAGAAGACCCUCCAGGUCUUGCCGAAUGAUUGGUGGGGCAUCGCUGGGAACUGUGAAGUGGAGCUCAUCAUUGUCGUCCUGGAGGUGUGUCGGGAGUUCCAGGAUCUUCUGCCGGCGGACACGAAGCAAGAGCUGGCGAAGUGGGAUGGGGCGUUUCCCCACUUUCCGUACUACAAGACCGUGCUGAACAACCUGACGGACCUGCUGGGCCUCACCUGGCCACAGGUGAAUCUGCUGGCAGCCCAGGCGGAGUAUUCAGUGAAGACGAACGCAGCGCUGUUCCAAGAGCUGUUCGCCGCGUAGUGACGCCCGGGCUUCCUUCGGUCAGAAACUCCGUUGGUGCGACGGUCCCUCCUGAAAGAUGUUUUUCAGCGACGCUCGUGGCGAGAAGGUCGCC